GACGCAGUUUUAACCUAACAAUGUGCAUGAAUCAUGCAUGAUUAAAUAUCAUCCUCUGUUGUCAACAUACUUCUGUAAAUAAACUCAUCAUAGAUACCAGGAUACUUUGAACUUUAAAUAUGUCGACAUAGUUAUCUUGAUAUUGAUUCACAGUAAAUUUUACAUGUUGCAUUUUUGUCGUACAUUUUAUAAGGCCAAGGAUAACAAGCGGAUUUCCUGUAUUAUUUUAUUCUGUUUUCAUCUAGGGCGUCAUGACAGCAUGUGAAAAAACAGUCAACCAGUAUGGAAAUGAUUCAUAUACUGAAGGUUCUGAAGCCGAAACCGAUACAGGGAAUAACCUUGGUUCAAGAUCACAUGACGAUAAAAAUGUUGACGGCGGAUGGGCCUGGGUCGUCUUAGCAGGAUCGGCUGCACUUUUUUGUGUAUUUGGAUCUACAAUGAAAGGAUUUGGUGUAUUCUUCAGUGGUUUUGUAGAGGAGUUUGGUGCUAGUUCUUCAAUCACUGCCGUUAUACCUGGUGUACUACAGGGUACAUAUAGCCUUUUCACUCUACCGGUGCUGACUAUUGGCUUAAGAUACUUUACUACCAGACAGUUUUGCAUAGUCACUGGGCUAAUGGCAAGUGCUGCUUUCAUAUCAUGCAGUUUUGUUGAAACAGUCCAUAUACUCAUAAUAACGAACGGUGUUAUGAUUGGAACUGCAUUUUCUCUCUGUCAUGGUCCGUUAAUGUAUCUGAACGGUCUUUACUUUGUCAAAAGGAGAAAUUUAGCUCAAGCCAUUGUUGUAGCUGGGUUUAGUUUUGGCGGGUUUGUUUUCCCGCCAAUCUAUACGUAUCUUAUAAAAGAAUAUGGACUUCGAGGAGGGGCCAUAAUAACUGGAGGAAUACAACUAAAUGUUGUAGCUAUUGCUUUACUGUUGAGGCCAAAACGAUUGAAGGCUACAGAGGAUGUUGAAAUCCUCAUGGAUGUUCAAACAAAUGAUGAUAUUAAGAAAACAAGUUCACUUUAUCAUUUACCGACUACAAACUCCAUAGACAAAACAUCAAAUCAGCUAUUGCUAGUACAUAAUGACCGAGAACGAAGUUACAGUGAAUCUUUAUCUUAUCCAGUGAUUGAUAAAGUGAAUGGCCUAAAGAUAAAUUCAUUUUCGGCACAACAUUUAGGAGAACCAGAACAUAGUGGAUCAUUAAAUAAAUUUCUUAAUCAAAUUUCAAACUCCAACAUCACACGUGUACUAGGAGAAAGUGAUAUAGUAAGCAUGUCUCUAUCGGAACUGAGAGUUGAUAAAUUCAGGUCAUGUGCUUCUGUUGAGAGUGUUGUCACAUUAAAUUGUGCAAACAGAUUGAAAUUCUUUGUUGAUUGUACUGUAUUUCAUCAUUGGUUUAUGUGUGUAUAUUUAUUCGUUUACUGUUUUGGUAGCAUUGGAUCUGCUUAUGUGAUAAUUUUCAUUGCUCCAUUUGCAAAAGACAAUGGUGUUAGUCCAGAAAGAGUAGCUAGUCUCAUCUCAAUCGUAAAUGCUUGUGAUUUUACUGGAAGAUUAAUGAAUGGAGUUAUAACGGACAGAAAAAUAUUAAAAAACCACCAGUCAAUCAUAAUAACAUUGUCCGUAACAACUGUUUGCUUGGCACUAUCACCUCUGUACACUGAAUAUUGGCAUUUUGUGCUUCUUGCUGUUAUUGCUGGAUUCUGCGCUGGAGGUAUAUUCGCUAUGACUCCAUCAGUUGUGGCCGAUUUUCUAGGAAUAGAUAAUUUUAGGUCUGCAAUGGGAAUUUUGGUAUUAGGUCAAGGUGUAACGUUAGGAUGCUCAGCUCCAUUUAUAGGGUACCUUAGAGACGUGACUGGAACAUAUAUAACAUCGUUUCUUUUUAUGGCCGGAUGUGAAUUCAUUUCAGUUGUUGUGUUUACAGUUGGUCUCCUUGUUAAACAGAAAUCUCUGAGAUAAAUUCCUUAAUCUCAUGUGGGUGUUAUAGGACAACAGAAAUCUCCGAGAUAGUUUUCUUAAUCUCAUGUAGGGUUUUAUAGGACAACAGAAAUUUCCAAGAUAACUUCAUUAUUCUCAUGUAGUGUAUUGUAGAACAACAGAAAUCUUUGAGAUAACUUCCUUAAUCUCAUGUGGGGUUUUCUAGGGCACCGAAAUCUCUGAGAUACCUUCCUUAAUCUCAUGUGGGGUUUUAUAGGACAACAGAAAUCUCCGAGAUAACUUCAUUAAUCUCAUGUGGGGUUUUAUAGGACAACAGAAAUCUCUGAGAUAACUUCCUUAAUCUCAUGUGGGGUUUUAGAGGGCACCGAAAUCUCUGAGAUAACUUCCUUAAUCUCAUGUGGGUGUUAUAGUACAACAGAAAUCUCUGGGAUGACUUUCUAAAUUUCAUGUGGGGUGUUAUAGGACAACAGAAAUCUCUGAGAUAACGUCUUUAAUCUCAUGUGUUAUAAGAAAACAAUAAAAAAAUCCUACACAAAGUCUUAAUAAUCACUUAAUUUUCUCUUAGUCUUAAUUGUGGGAAUAGGGUUUAGAAUAAUUGCAGGUGUUAUUAAGAUACCGUUUAAUCACUGGUUAAUAUGUUUAAUCUGCACAAUGUUUGACCACGGUUGAUACAUUUGAUCAUCCGAGAUCCAUAAUUUAAUGAUUUAUUGUUUUAUAUAAUAUCUUGUAAUUUGCGAUUUGUAGCCUGAUAUAGGGUAUAGUCACUUGUCUAUUGCUGUCAAAUUAUAGAUGUCUUUUUUGUGGUUUGGUUGCUGUCUCGUUGUCGUAUACACAUAAAUUUAAUCUAUUUAUGAGUUUAACGAUACGGAACGAUAACAUGAAAGAGGUUGCUUUACCGGUUUUUUUUUCUUUAAUUUAAAUUGAUUUGAGUGAAAUGUCAGUACUUUAUACAUAUAUUGUGUAUGAAUGGAGAAUGUAUGAAAAGGGUUAAUGUUUAUACCGGCUGAAAUUGAAAAAAAAGUGACAUUUUUCAUGCAAAAUUAUGUAGGUUUUAUUGAUUAUAAAUUUGGAUUACAAAAGUUUAGUAAUGGUAUUUGUGAUGUCAUAAUAUUUGACCAAAAUGGCAAUACUUGUUCGUUAAAUUAUGUAUGAGUAACAACAGCCUUACCCAAAAAUCUGUUUUCACCUCGAAUCAACUAUUAUAUUUGGGUUAUUUUUGUUUAUUUUUUAUUUUUUAUGAAAAAGUAAUCCAAG
Mytilus californianus (California mussel) is the source of this 3173-nucleotide messenger RNA. RefSeq names its product monocarboxylate transporter 12-B-like. The record is from RefSeq and is a predicted model, not a curated record. The transcript is spliced from 6 exons. NCBI's taxonomy places the organism in Eukaryota, Metazoa, Mollusca, Bivalvia, Mytilida, Mytilidae. Gene Ontology annotation, biological process: transmembrane transport. Gene Ontology annotation, molecular function: monocarboxylic acid transmembrane transporter activity. Bases 252 to 1940 code for a protein of 562 amino acids.